ACAUUGUUCAAUUUAUUAUUAUUUUCAUAAACUUCCAAAUUUAUAACGACUUCUUAAAACGGACAAAAAACGAUGCAAUUUUACAAGGCCGUCUAAAUACAAGGCAGAGUAAUGAUUUAUCUUCAUAUUUCAUUAUAACAUAAUAAAAGAACAAGUUACAAAAAGAAGGGAAGAAAAAAGUAACAGACAGCUAACAAAAUGACAGAGGAAACAAACUGUUUACGACCAGCAACUGCAGCACCAGUGCCUGGUGGUGGUGGGGAAUAUGUGUGGACACAUAGGGAGCCCCUAAUGCAUUUACAAAAGUAUACACCCUUCUUCCGUCUAAUUGAUUUUGUGGAGAAAACACGUACCAAACGUUUUUAUGAACCAGCUGAACGUUUCGAAAUUCUAAUGUCUGCCUGCAUACUCAGACAUCCAGCACCGUUCUGUCAGAAUCGACGUUUCCCAGAAGACUAUUGGGCUAAUUUAUCUAUUGGUCCGGUGGCUGAAGCAUUUGAUCGUUUAAUUGCUGCUCUCGAUAUACCCAGUCCUCAAUUGCUAUCUCAAAUGAAUGCACAAGAUUGGGAUACUUGGAAGAAGAAAUUUGAUUUAGCCAUGGCCGAUAUACGUAGACUAUCCUAUUGUACGGAUUUGGAUAAAUUAGCUGAUAUUGGCAUUUACAAUCGUCACACAUUUGAACAACGUUUUAAUAUGCAGUGGCAUGAAUAGAACUUAGUACACACGCACACUGCAAUGCAACAGAGAAUAUGAAUGAGUAGCGCAAAAAAGGAGGUAAUAUGAGCAUGUGUUUGUUGUUAUUAUUGUUGCUGUGCCCCGAUGUGGGUCAAGUUUAAAUAGGAUGAUGACGACGUUGUAGCAAAAAAAAAAAAAAAAAAAAAA
Lucilia sericata (common green bottle fly) is the source of this 882-nucleotide messenger RNA. RefSeq lists its product as uncharacterized. Gene Ontology annotation, molecular function: structural molecule activity. The coding region runs from base 199 to 711 and encodes 170 amino acids. NCBI's taxonomy places the organism in Eukaryota, Metazoa, Arthropoda, Insecta, Diptera, Calliphoridae. The record is from RefSeq and is a predicted model, not a curated record. The transcript has 2 exons.